GCGAACACGCGCCCCCAGGGGGAGGUCCAAAAUGGAUGGGGACGGUAUCUGUCAGGAGAGUCGUAUGAGCUGUCUGCGUUAGACUUCUUUUCUGCGUUAGACUUCUUUUCUGCGAUCUUACAGAAACGAGUGAAUAUUCCGUGUCUCUUUAGUGUAGAGAAUGGAGACCUCUAAAUCCUCUACAAUGCAGGUCAGCUUUGUGUGUCAGAGGUGCAGUCAACCUCUGAAGUUGGACACAUCCUUCAAGAUCCUGGAUAAGGUCACCAUGCAGGAACUGACAGCCCCUCUGGUGACAACAGCAGCAGUAAAGCCAGGUGACAUUCAAGAAGUAGAUUCAAAUGUAGAGGAAACUUUUGCUGAAAACCGAACAGAUGGUGUAUCCCGAAGACUUAUCCCACCAGCGAGAAUGAUGUCAACAGAAAGUGCAACCAGUUUUACACUGAUAGGAGAGGCAUCUGAUGGCGGCACCAUGGAGAAUCUGAGCAGAAGACUGAAGGUGACGGGGGAUUUGUUUGACAUUAUGUCAGGGCAGACGGAUGUCGACCAUCCACUUUGUGAGGAAUGUACAGAUACCCUCUUGGACCAACUGGAUACUCAGUUAAACAUCACUGAGAACGAGUGUCAAAACUACAAACGGUGCCUCGAGAUUUUGGAGAGAAUGAAUGAAGAUGACAAAGAGAAACUGGAAGCCAAACUGAAGGAGCUGGCUGAGGAUGAGGAAAGACUAAUUCUGGAUUUAGAGGAGGUGGAGAGAAACCGUGAGUUAGUUGCUAAGGACAUCGAGAAAGUACGAGAGGAAGCAGAGAGGCUUGAUCAGGAGGAGGCUCGCUAUCAGAAGGAGUACAGUGAGUUCAAGCGCCAACAGUUGGAGUUAGAUGAUGAUUUAAAGAGUGUGGAGAAUCAGAUGAGAUAUGCUCAGAUACAGUUGGACAAACUGAAAAAGACCAAUGUCUUCAAUGCCACAUUCCACAUCUGGCAUAGUGGGCAGUUUGGCACAAUUAACAACUUUCGUCUUGGCCGCCUGCCUAGUGUGCCAGUGGAAUGGAAUGAGAUUAAUGCAGCCUGGGGCCAGACUGUUCUACUGCUUCAUGCUCUAGCCAAUAAGAUGGGGCUGCAGUUCCAGAGGUACCGGUUAGUGCCAUUUGGUAACCAUUCGUAUUUAGAGUCUCUUACAGACAAGUCUAAGGAAUUGCCCCUGUACUGUUCAGGUGGUUUGCGGUUUUUCUGGGAUAACAAGUUUGACCAUGCCAUGGUAGCUUUCCUGGACUGUGUGCAGCAGUUUAAGGAGGAGGUUGAGAAAGGAGACACUGGUUUCUGCUUGCCCUACAGGAUGGAUGUAGAAAAAGGAAAAAUUGAAGACACAGGAGGAAGUGGUGGAUCCUACUCCAUCAAGACCCAGUUCAACUCCGAAGAACAGUGGACCAAGGCCCUAAAAUUCAUGUUAACCAAUCUUAAAUGGGGACUAGCUUGGGUUUCCUCUCAGUUCUACAACAAAUGACACAGCAGUUGGUUGUUUUAUUGUUAAUGUCUGUGUUUGUUGUGUCGGUCACAGUGAGAGGUUUCUGCCGUUCAGAAGGUUGUGCCAAACCCCUUUACUGCCAGAGGCUGGCCCUGCUGGCAUUAUAAGGUUAAUGUAUUUCACCAUUUUUCCU
Molecule: messenger RNA, 1652 nt
Organism: Xenopus laevis (African clawed frog)
Lineage: Eukaryota; Metazoa; Chordata; Amphibia; Anura; Pipidae
Product: beclin-1
Exons: 12
Coding region: 161-1498 (445 amino acids)
Source: RefSeq, a predicted model, not a curated record